Molecule: messenger RNA, 1431 nt
Organism: Adineta ricciae
Lineage: Eukaryota; Metazoa; Rotifera; Eurotatoria; Adinetida; Adinetidae
Source: the annotation of a GenBank genome assembly
AUGUUGCCUGUAUCAGCGAUAUUUUGCUUCUCAUUACUUCUCCUCCUCAGUUUAUCAACCAAUAAUGUAAAUUGCUCUGUCUGUGCUGAUAUAUCUCAGUACGAUCGAUGUUCAGCGAAUGGUGCGUGUGGUUGUUUUCACAUGGUUGGUGCUCAUAAUGUUGGAAUAUGCGGCUUUCUUUGGACAAGUUGUUCAACUCUUGUUCCAUGUGAUUCUCAAACGAAGUCCUGUGCUCAAGAUGAUCAUAUCUGUGUUCACCAUCCUCGAUGCAAUACACAACCUGUUUGCUUUCCAGCAUUAAUGACUGAUUCACGAAUUUGUCCAACGAUGACAGUGAAUACAAAUACAACCAAUACGAUUCCAAAUGCAACUGAAAUCACAUCAACGACGACAACGACAACAACCACUUUAACUACAACUACAAAGACGACGACGACAACUAUUGCUGCACCGAGAAUCUGGCGUUUUACUCAAGACAUGCCAAUAGCAUUAAGAGAGCAUGUCGCAUCCACGUUACUUGAUGGAACAAUUAUGAUCACUGGUGGCCAGACUAAUAAUGCAGGUGCAACGAAUAGAGUUAUUCUGUACAAUUCAUCAAGUGGAACCUGGAGCAAUACAGCUAGUAUGCAAAAUGCACGAUAUGCACAUACAGCAUCUGUCUUAUCGAAUGGAAAAGUCUUAGUUACGGGCGGUGUAAAUGGCGACAGACUUUUAAAUAGUGCUGAAUUGUAUGAUCCAUCAACGAAAAAAUGGAGAACAAUUCCUAACUUGCGCAAUGCUCGGCAAAGUCACACAGCAACUGUUUUACCAAAUGGAAGAGUAUUGAUUGCUGGUGGACAAGCUUUGCUUAGUAAUUCUAUGAACACUGCUGAAUUAUAUGAUCCAUCGGCAGAUAUUUGGACAGUUACUGGUAGUCUAAAGACUACUCGAUCAAAACACACCGCAUGUCUUUUAAAAAAUGGAAAAGUACUAGUGGUCGGCGGUUCACUGUUUACCGCAGAAUUAUACGAUCCAGCGGCAGGACUAUGGACAUCGAUGGGUGUGAAAACUUCACGAGAAGGUCAUACAAUGUCGUUGUUACCAAAUGGACAAGUAUUAGUUACUGGUGGAUUCGGUAUAAGGAGUGCUGAAUUAUAUGAUCCACAAACUGGAAGCUGGACUUUCGUUGAUAAUAUGCAAUAUGCUAGAAAAUAUCAUACAGCAACUGUAAUGUUAGAUGGAAGUGUGUUAGUUACAGGUGGAUACAAUACAACUGCUACAAAUACAGUGGAGUUCUAUAACCCAGCGACAAGAAAAUGGACAACAACUUAUGAAAGAAUGAAGCAUGACCGUUACAGUCAUACAGCAUCGUUGUUACCAAAUGGAAGAGUAUUAGUUGCUGGUGGAAGAUCCAAUAGUUACUACUGGAGUAGUGCAGAAUUAUAUGAGUAA